UCGCAUGCCCCAAGAACCACCAACAGCGACACUCACGUAAAGAAACAAAAGCACCAUUACUAGCUUAGUUUAGUACAGCCCCCGCUGUGCCUGAAUUCUGACAUUUUGCGCCUAAAAAAAUUAAAAUUUCAACGAAAAAAAGAAAUUUUAACUUCAAAAGACACGCUGACCAAAUUAAAAUUAAUCGUGUGUUGGAGGGAGUUGCAGGAGGUGGUGUGGCGGAGGAGCGUUCUCCAAAGCCUGCACUACAAUGGCCGGCAUGUGACCUGUGCUCUGUUCCCCUCCUUAACGAAAAUCUUCUUACUAAGAUUUCUCAUCUUCUUUUCCAUCAAUGUCUGCCGCCGGAUAUAGCCGCUCCCAGAGAGCCUCUUCCACUGUCUCGCCCUUUCGUUCCCGGAAGUCCCCAUCCGCGCCGCCGCCGGUCGCAAAAUCCUUAGGGAGACCCACUACUCCGUCUUCGAUCACUUCGUCUAGGCCUUCACGGAAAUUGGCUAUCUCUCCAGCCAGUCCAAGCCCGUCAACCCUUGACCGGCCCGAGGUUAGCAAGGCAAAGGAGAAUGUCACCGUCACUGUCAGGCUUCGACCCCUCAGUGCCCGAGAAAUUCAUAAAGGAGACGAGAUAGCGUGGUAUGCAGACGGGGAUCAUAUAGUGAGAAACGAGCACAAUCCUUCCGUUGCCUAUGGAUUUGAUAAGGUGUUUGGGCCUGCAACAACUACUCGGCAUGUAUAUGAUGUGGCUGCUCAGCAUGUUAUCAGCGGUGCCAUGGAAGGAAUUAAUGGCACUGUAUUCGCAUAUGGUGUUACUAGCAGUGGCAAGACACAUACCAUGCAUGGUGAGCAAAAGUCACCUGGAAUUAUCCCACUUGCAGUGAAGGAUGUCUUUAGUAUUAUACAAGAGACACCAGGACGAGAAUUCCUACUUCGUGUGUCUUAUCUUGAGAUCUAUAAUGAGGUCAUUAAUGACUUGCUGGAUCCUACUGGGCAGAACCUAAGAAUAAGAGAAGAUGCUCAGGGGACUUAUGUUGAAGGAAUCAAGGAGGAAGUUGUGCUAUCCCCUGCUCAUGCCCUUUCCUUGAUCGCUACUGGAGAAGAGCACAGACAUGUGGGUUCUAAUAAUUUCAAUCUGGUCAGUAGUCGAAGCCACACCAUAUUCACCUUGACUAUUGAAAGCAGUACUCGUGGGGAAAACAUAGGGGAAGAAGAUGUGACACUGUCCCAUUUGCACUUAAUUGAUCUUGCAGGAUCUGAAAGUUCUAAAGCUGAAACAACUGGGAUGCGAAGGAAAGAGGGUUCAUAUAUUAAUAAAAGUUUACUUACUCUUGGAACGGUUAUUUCUAAAUUAACAGAUGGAAAGGCAACUCAUAUUCCAUAUCGAGAUUCAAAACUCACUCGUUUAUUGCAGUCAUCCCUCAGUGGUCAUGGACAGAUUUCUCUCAUCUGCACUGUUACGCCUGCCUCUAGCAGUAGUGAAGAGACACACAACACGUUGAAGUUUGCAUCUCGAAGUAAGCAUGUUGAAAUCAAGGCUUCUCAAAACAAGAUUAUGGAUGAGAAGUCUCUGAUAAAAAAAUAUCAGAGGGAAAUACAUGAUUUAAAGCAGGAGCUUCAGCAGUUGAAGCGUGGUAUAUUGCAGAAUCCCAAUGCUGCUGUAUCUUCACAAGAAGAUCUGGUUAAUUUGAAGCUUCAGCUGGAAGCUGGCCAGUCCAAAUUGCAGUCAAGAUUGGAAGAGGAGGAACAGGCUAAAGCAGCUUUGAUGGGAAGAAUUCAGCGACUGACCAAACUAAUAUUGGUUUCUACAAAGACUGCAAUGCCUUCAAACAUUCCUGAAAGGCUUGGCCAUAGGCGUAGGCAUUCUUUUGGGGAAGAUGAGUUAGCAUAUCUUCCAGAUAGAAAACGUGAUAAUUUGAUUGAUGAUGACCCUGGAAGCCAUGCUUCCGAGCCUUCAGUUGAAGGAAAGGAUGAUGUUAACUUAGAUGAGUUGAUGAAGGAUUAUAAAAGGAACAAAAGACGGGGAAUGCUUGGUUGGUUCAAGUUGAGAAAACCUGAUCAGGGGGGGUUAUCACCAAAUUUUGAUAGUGAGAGCCCCACAAAUGUGUCCCCUGCAUCAUCUUUAAAACAAUUGCCAAAUAGAGUUUUGCUUCAUGACAUGAAAGACUCACGCAGGAAUUCAAUCAGCACAAGGGACAAUGCUUUAGCUUUUAAUUCCUUUCCUUUUAGAAAUCAAGCCGGAGACUUGUUUAGUGAAACUAUCAGAGGUCGUCAAAUUCCUUGGACUGGGAGCACAAUGACUGAUCAAAUGGAUCUCCUUCGCGAACAAGUAAAAAUGUUGGCUGGAGAGGUGGCACUAUGUACCAGUUCUCUGAAACGACUUUCUGAACAAGCUGUUGGCGGUCCUGAAGAUUCACAGCUGCGAGAGCACAUGCAGAAGUUGAAGGAUGAAAUUAGCCAAAAGAAAGACCAAAUCCGUAUUCUGGAGCAGCGUAUGCUAGAACCACUUCGGAUGACAGCAUUUGCACCGAAUAACAGUGACAUGUCUGAGGCUCUGGCCAAGGUUACCUCUGAGCUCAAUGAAAAAAUUUUCGAACUUGAGAUCAAGUCAGCAGACAAUAGGAUACUUCAAGAGCAACUGCAGUCUAUGAAUUUGGAAAGUGCUGAUAUGCAAGAUACUAUUCUUAUGCUAAGGCAACAGCUAGAUCUAUUGAAGAAUAAAACCUCAGAUAAUUAUCAACCAUUGGCCGAAAGUGAGACUGAGCCACAUAACAUGUGUUUUGAAGUGAUGUCGGAAGAGACUCAUGAACCUUCUAGCGUCGCAAACUCAAAUAUUCAGGAGCACUCCACGCAGGGCAGCAGUAAUUCCAUUUAUAGUUCUCAGAUUCUUAUGCAGGCAGCUGAAAUAGAGAAUUUGAGGCAAGAGAAGGUGAGAUUGGCUGAAGAAAAAGAUGGGCUUGAAAUUCAGAGUCACACACUUGCACAAGAAGCUUCAUAUGCAAAAGAGUUGGCAGCUGCUGCAGCUGUUGAACUCCGAAACCUGGCUGAAGAAGUAACCAAGCUUUCCUGUGAGAAUGCAGAACUGAGUGGUGAUCUGGCAGCUGCAAAAGUGGCUUGUUGCAAAUCUAAUUGUUGUCAGAGAUCUGCUUCAUAUGAUGACAAACAAAGUAACAAUAAUACUCAGCAACAAGAUGGUCAAUCCAGAAAGCUAGGGAAUGAUGUUCUAAUCGAGAAGUUGCAGAAGGACCUUAAAGCUGGAUUCCAAAGAGAAGCUGCGUUGGAAGCUGCUCUAUCCGCAAAAGAUCAAAUAGAAGCGGAACUAAGAAGAAGGCUUGAUGAAACAAAACACCAUGAACAAGAUUUGGAAAAUGAGCUGGCUAGUAUGCGAGUGCUGGUUGCAAAGAUGAGAAAGUUUGGCGUUAAUAGUGAGGACAAGUCAACAGUCUAUAAGCCCAAUGAUGUACAAAACAGGGUUAAAAAUGGACUUCGUCCAACUAACGGCAACGCUAACAGAAAAAUAUAUAAAGAGGAUGAAAUAUUCGAAACAACGGAAGAGAUGAUUGCAUUAGAAGAACUCAAGGCUAGUUAUCAAAGAGAAAGAAGAAGAUGCAAAGAACUAGAGAGUGUUAUUUCCAGAUUGAAGGGUGAGGACGUUGCCGGACUGGACGUUGUGGCCCUUGAAGAACUUCAAAACAUUCAUAUUGAGUCAAUAACAAAGAUUUGCCAAGCCAAGUAUGCAAAUCAGGACUUGUAGAAUGUUGUGGCUACUGUACAGUAUACUUUGUAACUCCUACUGAUAAGUAUCAAUCAAUCACCUUCUGGCUGGUAUAUGGAAAGCUACAACGAAGGCGGAUCCUCUAGCUUAAUCCUCGAAUAACUCUGCUGAUGGCAUUUUGGGACUCUACACCAAGUGUUCUCCACCAGGCAUUACUAUUAUUCGUGUGUUGGGUGCUCCAGCUUACAAAUCAUGUAUAGUUGCGUAUGAAGCACAAGCAUUCUAGGAAGGUUGACCAAAACUGAACCUAUGUCUGUAAUACGCUGUACCGUGGACAUGGAGUUAACAUAUGCAGUCCAAUGUUGAACGCAUCAGUUAUCUGUGA
Prosopis cineraria is the source of this 4088-nucleotide messenger RNA. RefSeq names its product kinesin-like protein KIN-7C, mitochondrial. Gene Ontology annotation, biological process: microtubule-based movement. Gene Ontology annotation, molecular function: microtubule motor activity; ATP binding; microtubule binding. The coding region runs from base 332 to 3742 and encodes 1136 amino acids. Lineage: Eukaryota; Viridiplantae; Streptophyta; Magnoliopsida; Fabales; Fabaceae. The record is from RefSeq and is a predicted model, not a curated record. The transcript is spliced from 26 exons.